AUGCUCUCACGUGUUGCUUCUGUGGAGGCACCCCGCACACACAGCCUUCGCCGCGUGACCGGAUCCAGCGGAAGGAGGAGGGAAGGAAGAGAGAGUGAGCCGCGGAGGCCCAGAAUGUCCCGGCAUCACUUCUGUUCUGCGGUGCUAAUCUUUCUUGUUAUGGUGAUGUUCUGCGGCAGAGGAGCUGCUAGCGCGGAUGUGAAGGAGUCAUCUUCUGUCCAGUUUAAAUGGGAAGGCAUCACUGACGUUAAGGAAGCUGUGAAAUCAUUGGGUGUUCCCGGACUUCUAAAAGUGGAGAAUGACGUAUUUGCAGUUGCUGAGGCGCAGUGCAAGAAAGAAGAAGAAGAAAACACCUUUACUGGUAUUGCAUCCCAAAUUCUCACGAAAAAAACUACUAAAGAGCCGGAGGAAGUUCUGAAGGAUGCCAAAAAGGACAUACAAGUUUUGGAGAAAGACGCUUCCCAAGGAAAGAAGAAAGUAGAUGUGAGCCGACCAACGACAGUUGGAAGGGAAGAGAGAUUUACA
Trypanosoma cruzi is the source of this 525-nucleotide messenger RNA. RefSeq names its product trans-sialidase, putative. NCBI's taxonomy places the organism in Eukaryota, Euglenozoa, Kinetoplastea, Trypanosomatida, Trypanosomatidae. The transcript has a single exon. The annotation marks the transcript as partial. The record is from RefSeq and is a predicted model, not a curated record.